AUGUGCCUGUCACUGGGGGAAGAUGAAGUAGUACUCCAGUGCAUUGCGAACAUUCACAAGGAGCAGAGGAAGUUCUGCCUGGCAGCCGAAGGACUUGGCAACCGUCUGUGCUUCUUGGAGCCCACCUCAGAUGCCAAGCACAUCCCUCCAGACCUCUGCAUCUGCAAUUUUGUGCUGGAACAGUCCCUCUCAGUCAGAGCCCUACAAGAAAUGCUAGCCAACACAGGUGAAAGUGGUGGUGAAGGGUUUCAAAAGAAGGCAGCACAAGGGGGUGGCCACCGGACCCUGCUGUAUGGCCAUGCAAUUCUUCUGCAGCACUCAUUCAGUGGGAUGUAUCUAACAUGCUUGACCACAUCGAGAUCCCAGACAGAUAAGCUUGCCUUUGACGUAGGUCUACAGGAACAUGCCACAGGAGAAGCCUGUUGGUGGACCAUACAUCCUGCUUCCAAACAGAGGUCUGAGGGAGAGAAGGUUCGGAUUGGUGAUGACCUAAUCCUCGUCAGUGUGUCUUCUGAAAGAUACCUUCAUCUGUCCAUAUCCAAUGGCAACAUCCAGGUGGACGCCUCCUUCAUGCAAACUCUGUGGAAUGUGCAUCCUACAUGCUCAGGAAGUAGCGUCGAGGAAGGGUACCUACUUGGUGGACAUGUAGUACGUCUUUUCCAUGGCCACGAUGAGUGUUUAACAGUUCCAUCCACAGACCAAAAUGAUUCCCAACACAGGAGGUUGUUCUAUGAAGCUGGAGGAGCUGGGACUCGAGCCAGGUCUCUGUGGAGAGUGGAGCCUCUUCGGAUAAGCUGGAGCAGCAGCAAUGUCAGGUGGGGCCAGCCUUUCCGACUCCGGCAUCUCACCACAGGCCACUACUUGGCCUUGACAGAGGACCAAGGCCUUCUUCUGCAAGACCGGGCAAAGUCAGACACCAAGUCCACAGCCUUCUCUUUCCGGGCAUCCAAGGAAAUCAAAGAGAAAUUGGAUUCCAGUCACAAGCGAGAUAUAGAAGGCAUGGGAGUUCCGGAAAUCAAGUAUGGAGAUUCUGUCUGCUUUGUCCAGCAUGUAGCAAGUGGUCUAUGGGUCACCUACAAAGCACAAGAUGCCAAAACAUCCCGCCUAGGACCUCUGAAAAGAAAGGUCAUCCUCCAUCAGGAAGGCCACAUGGAUGAUGGGCUGACACUGCAGAGAUGCCAGCGGGAGGAGUCCCAGGCUGCCCGGAUCAUCAGAAACACAACAGCCCUAUUCAGCCAGUUCCUCAGUGGAAACAACCGUACAGCUGCCCCUGUCACCCUCCCGAUAGAAGAGAUCCUGCAGACCCUACGGGACUUGAUUGCCUACUUCCAGCCCCCAGAGGAGGAGAUGCGGCAUGAAGACAAGCAGAACAAGCUCCGCUCCCUCAAGAACAGACAGAACCUUUUCAAGGAAGAGGGAAUGCUGGCCCUGGUGUUGAACUGCAUUGACCGCUUAAAUAUCUACAACAGCGUGGCCCACUUUGCAGGGAUUGCCAGGGAAGAGAGCGGCAUGGCCUGGAAAGAAGUUCUAAACCUCCUGUACAAGCUACUGGCGGCUCUCAUUCGUGGAAACAGAAACAACUGUGCGCAAUUCUCCAAUAAUCUUGAUUGGCUAAUCAGUAAAUUGGACAGACUAGAAUCUUCCUCAGGUAUUUUGGAGGUUUUGCACUGCAUCUUGAUUGAAAGCCCAGAAGCCUUAAAUCUGAUCACUGAGAGUCACAUCAAGUCCAUCAUCUCCCUGUUGGAUAAGCACGGGCGGAACCACAAGGUUCUUGAUGUCCUGUGCUCCCUCUGUCUCUGCAACGGGGUCGCCGUAAGAGCCAACCAGAACUUGAUCUGUGAUAACUUACUGCCCCGGAGAAACCUGCUCCUGCAGACACGGCUGAUCAACGAUGUCACCAGUGUCCGGCCAAACAUCCUCCUGGGCGUUGCCGAGGGCUCAGCCCAAUACAAGAAGUGGUACUUUGAGCUAGUUAUCGACCAGGUGGACCCCUUCCUGACGGCAGAGCCUACCCAUCUGCGGGUGGGCUGGGCCUCCUCAGGCUACGCCCCGUACCCAGGAGGUGGAGAAGGAUGGGGAGGCAACGGCGUGGGUGAUGACCUACACUCCUAUGGCUUCGACGGACUUCAUCUUUGGUCAGGCCGGAUCCCCAGAGCUGUGGCCUCCAUCAACCAGCACCUGCUGAGGGCAGACGACGUGGUGAGCUGCUGCCUAGACCUCGGGGUGCCCAGCAUCUCCUUCCGCAUCAAUGGGCAGCCUGUGCAGGGGAUGUUUGAGAACUUCAGCACAGAUGGGCUCUUCUUCCCAGUGAUGAGCUUUUCGGCCGGUGUCAAAGUACGUUUCCUGAUGGGCGGACGUCAUGGAGAAUUUAAGUUUCUGCCUCCCUCUGGCUAUGCCCCCUGCUAUGAAGCCUUACUUCCAAAAGAGAAGAUGAGGUUGGAGCCUGUCAAAGAAUAUAAACGCGACUCUGAUGGCGUCAGAGACCUUCUGGGCACCACCCAGUUCCUCUCCCAAGCCUCCUUCAUCCCAUGCCCAAUAGACACCAGUCAGAUUGUUUUGCCACCUCACCUGGAGAAGAUCCGAGACAGACUGGCUGAAAACAUCCAUGAGCUUUGGGGAAUGAAUAAAAUAGAGCUCGGCUGGACUUUUGGCAAAAUACGGGAUGACAAUAAAAGACAACACCCCUGUCUUGUAGAGUUUUCAAAGCUCCCUGAAACUGAGAAGAAUUAUAACCUGCAAAUGUCAACUGAAACCUUAAAAACUCUUCUGGCCCUGGGGUGCCACAUUGCUCAUUUUAAUCCAGCUGCUGAGGAAGAUCUCAAGAAGGUCAAGCUGCCUAAAAACUACAUGAUGUCCAAUGGCUAUAAGCCAGCCCCUUUGGAUUUGUCUGAUGUGAAGCUGUUACCUCCUCAAGAAAUUUUAGUAGAUAAGCUUGCAGAAAAUGCACACAAUGUUUGGGCAAAAGACAGAAUAAAACAAGGAUGGACAUAUGGCAUUCAGCAGGAUUUGAAGAACAAGAGAAAUCCCCGUCUGGUCCCAUAUGCACUCCUGGACGAGCGGACCAAGAAGUCGAGCAGAGACAGCCUCCGUGAAGCUGUCCGAACAUGUGUUGGUUACGGGUAUAACAUUGAGCCAGCAGACCAAGAGCUAGUAGCUGAUCCAGCUGUGGAAAAAGUCAGCAUAGACAAGAUCCGAUUUUUCCGGGUAGAGCGGUCUUACGCAGUGCGCUCUGGGAAGUGGUAUUUUGAGUUUGAAGUGGUGACUGGAGGAGAUAUGCGGGUCGGCUGGGCCAGGCCAGGAUGCCGGCCAGAUGUUGAGCUGGGGGCUGAUGACCAAGCCUUUGUGUUUGAAGGCAGCAGGGGCCAACGUUGGCAUCAAGGGAGCGGAUAUUUUGGGCGAACAUGGCAGCAAGGAGAUGUGGUCGGAUGCAUGAUUAACCUGGAUGAUGCUUCAAUGAUCUUCACACUGAAUGGGGAACUGCUGAUCACCAGUAGAGGCUCUGAGCUUGCCUUCACUGACUACGAAAUCGAGAAUGGAAGAAUGACAAAAGGCUUUGUGCCCAUCUGCUGCUUAGGGCUUUCUCAGAUUGGCCGCAUGAAUCUUGGGACAGAUGCCAGUACCUUCAAGUUUUACACCAUGUGCGGCCUCCAGGAGGGCUUUGAGCCUUUUGCUGUCAACAUGAACCGAGACAUUGCCAUGUGGUUCAGCAAGCACCUCCCGACAUUUGUCAACGUGCCAAAGGAUCAUCCGCACAUAGAGGUUGUGAGGAUCGAUGGCACCAUGGACAGCCCUCCAUGCCUCAAGGUGACACACAAGACAUUUGGCACUCAGCACAGCGAUGCCAACAUGAUCUACUGCCGCCUGAGCAUGCCUGUGGAGUGCCACUCCUCCUUCAGCCACAGCCCCUGUCUGGACAGUGACGCUUUCCAGAAAAGGAAACAGAUGCAAGAAAUUCUCUCUCAUACAACAACACAGUGCUACUAUGCCAUCCGCAUCUUUGCUGGGCAGGACCCCUCCUGCGUCUGGGUUGGAUGGGUUACUCCAGACUAUCACUUGUAUAGUGAUAAGUUUGACCUGAAUAAAAACUGCACAGUGACUGUCACUCUUGGAGAUGAAAGAGGCCGAGUCCACGAAAGUGUGAAACGCAGCAACUGUUACAUGGUUUGGGGAGGGGACAUCGUGGCUGGUUCUCAAAGGUCAAGUCGGAGCAACGUGGAUCUGGAAAUUGGGUGCCUCGUGGAUCUGGCGAUGGGCUUGCUGUCCUUCUCCGCUAAUGGAAAGGAGCUCGGCACCUGCUACCAGGUGGAACCCAACACCAAAGUAUUCCCAGCAGUCUUCCUGCAGCCUACAAGCACUUCCUUGUUUCAGUUUGAGCUUGGAAAGCUGAAGAAUGCAAUGCCCUUGUCUGCGGCCAUAUUUAAGAGUGAGGAGAAGAACCCAGUCCCCCAGUGCCCACCUCGGCUGGAUGUCCAAACCAUCCAGCCUGUGCUUUGGAGCCGCAUGCCCAACAGCUUCCUGAAGGUGGAGACGGAGCGGGUGAGCGAGCGCCACGGCUGGGUGGUGCAGUGCCUGCAGCCCCUGCAAAUGAUGGCACUCCACAUCCCGGAGGAGAACAGGUGCAUGGAUAUCCUGGAGCUCUGUGAGCAGGAGGAUCUCAUGCAGUUCCACUACCACACACUGAGACUGUACAGUGCCGUGUGUGCUCUGGGAAACAGUCGGGUGGCCUAUGCCCUGUGCAGCCAUGUGGACCUCUCGCAGCUGUUCUACACUAUUGACAACAAGUACCUCCCUGGCCUGCUUCGAGCUGGCUUCUAUGACCUGCUCAUUAGCAUCCACCUGGCCAACGCUAAGGAGAGGAAGCUGAUGAUGAAGAAUGAGUACAUCAUCCCCAUCACCAGCUCCACCAGGAAUAUCCGCCUUUAUCCUGAUGAGUCCAAGAGGCACGGGCUGCCCGGGGUGGGCCUGCAAACGUGCCUCAAGCCAGGCUUCAGGUUCUCCACCCCUUGCUUCAUCAUGACAGGCGAGGAGCACCAGAAGCAAGGCCCUGAGAUCCCCCUGGAGACUCUGAAGACAAAGGCACUAAGCAUGCUGACAGAGGUGGUUCUCUGCAGUGGAGCUCACAUCCGAGACCCUGUCGGGGGCUCUGUGGAGUUCCAGUUCGUGCCCGUGCUGAAGCUCGUUGGAACCCUGCUGGUCAUGGGGGUGUUUGACGAUGACGAUGUCCGCCAGAUCCUGCUCCUGAUUGACCCCUCUGUGUUUGGGGAGCGUGGUGAGGAAACAGAGGAAGGAACAGAAACAGAGGAAGUGACUCAGGUAGAGGAGAAAGCCAUGGAGGCUGGGGAAAAAGCCAGUAGGGAGGCACCAGUCAAAGGCCUGUUGCAGACCCGAUUGCCUGAGUCUGUCAAGCUUCAGAUGUGUGAAGUCCUCAGCUACCUCUGUGACUGUGAGCUGCAACACCGAGUGGAAGCCAUCGUGGCCUUCAGUGACAUUUAUGUCUCCAAGCUGCAGGCAAACCAGAAGUUCCGCUACCAUGAGCUCAUGCAGGCCCUAAACAUGUCCGCAGCCCUGACUGCCCGGAAGACCAAGGAGUUCCGCUCACCCCCCCAGGAGCAGAUCAACAUGCUGCUUAGCUUCCACCUGGGAGAGAACUGCCCCUGUCCGGUGGAGAUCCGAGAGGACCUGUACGACUUCCACGAGGACCUCCUCCUGCAUUGCGGGGUUCCCUUGGAGGAGGAGGAGGAGGAGGAGGAGGAUGUCUCUUGGACGGGUAGACUGCGUGCCUUGGUGCACAAAAUUCGAGGCCCACCCACGCCAGAGAAGGUGCAGCCAACAGAGGAGAAGGAGAGCUGCCCUGCAACACUGAAGGAAUUAGUCUCACAGACAAUGAUCCGAUGGGCCCAGGAGAACCAGAUCCAGGAUGCAGAAUUGGUCCGGAUGAUGUUCAGCCUCCUCCGGAGGCAGUACGACAGCAUUGGGGAGCUGCUGCAGGCCCUGCGGAAAACCUACACCAUCAGCCAGGCCUCUGUGGGUGAUACCAUCAACCUGCUGGCCGCCCUGGGCCAGAUUCGCUCCCUCCUCAGUGUCAGAAUGGGCAAGGAAGAGGAGCUGCUCAUGAUCAACGGGUUGGGGGACAUAAUGAACAACAAGGUGUUUUACCAGCAUCCCAACCUCAUGCGAGUCCUGGGCAUGCACGAGACAGUGAUGGAAGUGAUGGUGAAUGUGCUGGGUACAAAGAAAUCACAGAUUGCUUUCCCAAAGAUGGUUGCAAGCUGUUGUCGCUUCCUCUGCUAUUUCUGUCGAAUUAGCCGGCAAAAUCAGAAGGCCAUGUUUGAGCACCUAAGCUACCUGCUGGAGAACAGCAGUGUGGGCCUAGCCUCCCCAUCCAUGAGGGGAUCCACCCCACUGGAUGUGGCAGCCUCCUCCGUGAUGGACAACAACGAGUUAGCACUGGGCUUAGAGGAGCCGGACCUUGAGAAGGUAGUUACCUACUUAGCAGGCUGUGGCCUACAGAGCUGCCCCAUGCUUCUGGCCAAAGGACACCCCGAUGUUGGCUGGAACCCCAUCGAGGGGGAGCGCUACCUGUCCUUCCUGAGGUUUGCUGUCUUCGUCAACAGUGAAAGUGUGGAAGAAAAUGCCAGUGUUGUGGUCAAGCUGCUCAUCAGACGCCCGGAGUGCUUUGGUCCUGCCCUGCGAGGCGAAGGGGGAAACGGCCUGUUGGCAGCCAUGCAGAGUGCCAUCAAGAUCUCUGAGAACCCAGCCCUGGACCUCCCCUCUCAGGGGUAUAAGAGAGAAGGCACAGAGGAUGGUGAAGAGGAGGAAGAGGUCGUGCAUAUGGGCAGUGCAAUUAUGUCAUUUUACUCCGCUCUUAUCGAUCUCCUCGGCCGCUGUGCUCCUGAAAUGCAUCUCAUCAAGACAGGAAAAGGGGAGGCCAUCCGGACUCGGUCCAUCCUCCGUUCCCUGGUCCCCACAGAGGACCUGGUUGGAAUCAUCAGCAUCCCCCUGAAACUCCCCUCCCUGAACAAAGAUGGUUCAGUCAGCGAGCCAGACAUGGCAGCCAACUUCUGCCCUGACCACAAGGCACCCAUGGUGCUGUUUCUGGACCGCGUUUAUGGCAUUAAGGACCAAGCUUUUCUGCUGCACUUGCUAGAGGUUGGGUUUUUACCUGACUUAAGAGCCUCUGCCUCUCUAGAUACAGUGGCCCUCAGCACCACAGAGGCUGCACUGGCUCUGAACAGGUACAUAUGCUCUUCUGUGCUCCCACUCCUCACAAGGUGUGCCCCUCUCUUUGCUGGGACAGAACACUACACCUCUCUGAUGGACUCCACGCUGCAGACGAUAUACAGGCUUUCCAAGGGACGUUCCCUCACCAAAGCACAGAGGGACACCAUAGAAGAAUGUUUGCUUGCUAUUUGCACUCACCUGAGGCCUUCCAUGCUACAGCAGCUCCUGCGAAGACUGGUUUUUGACGUGCCACAGCUCAGUGAAUACUGCAAAAUGCCUUUGAAGCUGCUGACGAAUCACUAUGAGCAAUGCUGGAAGUAUUACUGUCUGCCUUCGGGAUGGGGGAGCUACGGGCUGGCUGUGGAGGAGGAGCUGCACCUCACGGAGAAGCUCUUCUGGGGGGUCUUUGACUCCCUCUCCCACAAGAGAUACGACCCGGAUCUCUUCCGAAUGGCCCUGCCUUGUCUCAGCGCCAUUGCUGGGGCCUUGCCACCGGAUUACCUCGACACCAGAAUCACGGCCACGCUGGAAAAGCAGGUCUCCGUGGACGCAGAUGGCAACUUCGACCCCAAACCUAUCAACACGAUGAAUUUUUCCUUGCCUGAAAAAUUGGAAUACAUCGUCACCAAGUAUGCUGAGCAUUCCCACGAUAAAUGGGCCUGUGACAAGAGUCAGAGUGGAUGGAAAUAUGGAAUUUCCUUGGAUGAAAACGUGAAGACCCACCCACUGAUAAGACCCUUCAAGACAUUAACAGAGAAGGAGAAGGAAAUUUAUCGCUGGCCUGCCAGAGAGUCUCUGAAAACUAUGCUGGCUGUGGGCUGGACUGUGGAGAGGACCAAAGAAGGAGAAGCUUUGGUUCAACAACGGGAAAAUGAAAAACUUCGAAGUGUGUCGCAGACCACCCAGGCCAACAGCUACAGCCCUGCUCCCCUCGAUCUCUCCAACGUCAUGCUCUCCAGGGAGCUCCAGGGCAUGGUGGAGGUGGUGGCUGAGAACUAUCACAACAUCUGGGCCAAGAAGAAGAAGUCAGAGCUGGAGACCAAAGGUGGUGGCAGUCAUCCUCUCUUGGUACCGUAUGACACCUUGACUGCCAAGGAGAAGUUCAGAGACCGAGAGAAGGCACAGGACCUGUUUAAAUUCCUCCAAGUGAACGGCAUCUUAGUCUCUAGAGGUGUGAAGGAUAUGGAGCUGGAUGCCUCCUCCAUGGAGAAGAGGUUUGCCUAUAAGUUUUUGAAGAAGAUCCUGAAGUAUGUCGACUCUGCUCAGGAGUUUAUUGCCCACUUAGAAGCCAUUGUGAGCAGUGCGAAAACCGAGAAGUCUCCCCACGACCAGGAAAUCAAGUUCUUUGCCAAAGUGCUCUUGCCACUGGUUGACCAGUACUUCACCAACCACCGCCUCUACUUCCUGUCAUCACCCUUGAAGCCGCUGAGCAGCAGUGGGUAUGCCUCCCACAAGGAGAAAGAAAUGGUGGCCAGCCUGUUCUGCAAACUCGCUGCUCUUGUUCGACACAGGAUCUCCCUCUUUGGGAGCGAUUCUACUACCAUGGUGAGCUGUCUUCACAUCUUAGCGCAGACACUUGACACAAGGACAGUCAUGAAGUCUGGCUCGGAGCUUGUCAAAGCUGGCCUGCGAGCAUUCUUUGAGAAUGCUGCAGAAGACUUGGAGAAGACUUUGGAAAAUCUGAAGCUCGGGAAGUUCACUCAUUCCAGAACGCAGAUCAAAGGCGUCUCUCAGAACAUUAACUACACCACUGUGGCUCUGCUCCCCAUCCUGACGUCCAUCUUCGAGCACAUUGCCCAGCAUCAGUUUGGGGUGGACCUACUCUUGAACGACAUGCAGAUUUCAUGUUAUCACAUACUGUGCAGCCUCUACUCCCUCGGGACAGGAAAAAACAUCUAUGUGGAAAGGCAACGUCCUGCCCUUGGAGAAUGUCUCGCUUCACUGGCAGCUGCUGUCCCUGUGGCAUUCCUGGAGCCCACCCUCGACUGCUACAAUCCCCUCUCGGUCUUCAACACCAAAACCCCCAGGGAGAGGUCCAUUCUAGGGAUUCCAGACAUGGUGGAAGAGAUGUGUCCUGACAUCCCACAGCUGGAAGGCCUGAUGAAGGAGAUCAAUGACCUGGCUGAGUCGGGGGCUCGGUACAUGGAGAUGCCCCAUGUCAUCGAGGUGAUCCUGCCCAUGCUCUGCAAUUACCUGUCCUACUGGUGGGAGCGGGGGCCUGAGAGCCUGCCCCCCAGCACCGGGCCCUGCUGCACCAGUGUCACCUCUGAGCACCUCAGCCUCAUCCUGGGCAACAUCCUGAAGAUCAUCAACAACAACCUGGGCACUGACGAGGCCUCCUGGAUGAAGCGCAUUGCAGUGUACGCCCAGCCGAUCAUCAGCAAAGCCAGGCCUGACCUGCUACGGAGCCAUUUCCUCCCCACCCUGGAGAAACUGAAGAAGAAGGCCAUCAAGACAGUGCAGGAAGAGGAACAGCUGAAGGCUGACAGCAAGGGGGACACCCAGGAGGCUGAGCUGCUCAUCCUGGACGAGUUUGCCAUCCUCUGCAGAGACCUCUAUGCCUUCUACGCGAUGCUGAUACGCUACGUGGACAACAACAGAUCUAACUGGCUCAAAAGCCCAGACACUGAUUCUGACCGGCUCUUCUGCAUGGUGGCAGAGGUCUUCAUCCUGUGGUGUAAAUCUCACAACUUCAAGAGGGAAGAGCAAAAUUUUGUGAUUCAGAAUGAAAUUAAUAAUUUGGCAUUUUUAACUGGAGACAGCAAAAGCAAGAUGUCAAAAUCUGGAGGUCAGGAUCAGGAGCGGAAGAAGACAAAGCGGAGGGGAGACUUGUAUUCCAUCCAGACAUCACUCAUCGUGGCUGCACUCAAGAAAAUGCUCCCCAUUGGUCUGAACAUGUGCACUCCGGGCGACCAGGAGCUGAUCUCACUCGCCAAGUCCCGAUACAGCUACAGGGACACUGACGAAGAGGUCAAGGAGCACCUGCGGCACAACCUGCACCUGCAGGAAAAGUCUGAUGACCCAGCGGUAAAAUGGCAACUGAACCUCUACAAGGAUGUUCUGAGGAAUGAAGAGCCUUCAAAUCCAGAGAAGACAGUGGAGCGUGUGCAGAGAAUUUCAGCAGCUGUCUUCCACCUGGAGCAGGUGGAGCAGCCUUUGAGAUCCAAGAAGGCUGUCUGGCACAAACUGCUGUCCAAGCAACGGAAGCGGGCAGUGGUGGCCUGUUUCAGGAUGGCUCCUCUCUACAACCUGCCCAGGCACCGCUCUAUUAACCUCUUCCUCCAUGGCUACCAGAGAUUCUGGAUAGAAACAGAGGCGUAUUCCUUUGAAGAGAGUCUAGUACAGGAUUUGGCUAAAUCUCCCAAGGUGGAAGAAGAGGAGGAGGAAGAGACGGAAAAGCAACCUGACCCACUUCAUCAGAUCAUUCUCCACUUUAGCCGCAAUGCUCUCACAGAGAGGAGCAAAUUGGAAGAUGACCCUUUGUACACCUCAUAUUCCAGCAUGAUGGCCAAGAGCUGUCAGAGUGGCGAGGAAGAAGAAGAGGAAGACAAGGAAAAAACAUUUGAAGAGAAAGAGAUGGAGAAGCAGAAAACUCUGUAUCAGCAAGCUCGGCUGCAUGAGCGCGGGGCUGCAGAGAUGGUCCUUCAGAUGAUAAGUGCCAGCAAAGGUGAGAUGAGCGCUAUGGUGGUGGAGACGCUGAAGCUGGGAAUUGCCAUUCUGAAUGGAGGCAACACUGGUGUGCAGCAGAAAAUGCUAGAUUACUUAAAGGAGAAAAAAGAUGCUGGAUUCUUUCAAAGCCUUUCUGGUCUCAUGCAGUCUUGCAGUGUCCUUGAUUUGAAUGCAUUUGAGAGACAGAAUAAAGCAGCAGGCCUGGGCAUGGUUACUGAAGAAGGAACACUCAUUGUUCGUGAGCGUGGUGAAAAAGUGCUGCAGAGCGACGAGUUCACACGAGACCUUUUUAGAUUCCUCCAGCUGCUUUGCGAAGGCCAUAACAGUGACUUCCAGAACUUCCUGCGGACUCAGAUGGGCAACACCACCACGGUGAAUAUCAUCAUCAGCACAGUGGACUACCUUCUGCGUCUGCAGGAAUCAAUCAGUGAUUUCUACUGGUACUACUCAGGAAAGGACGUCAUUGACGAGUCAGGACAGCACAAUUUUUCUAAAGCCCUGGCAGUCACUAAGCAGAUUUUCAAUUCUCUUACGGAAUACAUACAGGGCCCCUGCGUUGGGAACCAGCAGAGCCUGGCCCACAGCAGGCUGUGGGAUGCCGUGGCCGGCUUUCUCCAUGUGCUUGCCAACAUGCAGCUGAAGCUCUCUCAGGAUUCCAGUCAGAUCGAGCUGCUGAAGGAACUCUUGGAUCUCCUUCAGGACAUGGUGGUGAUGCUUCUGUCCCUCCUGGAAGGAAAUGUGGUAAAUGGAACAAUUGGCAAGCAGAUGGUGGAUACACUAGUAGAGUCGUCUACCAAUGUAGAAAUGAUCUUGAAAUUCUUUGACAUGUUCUUGAAACUUAAAGACCUAACCAGCUCAGACACCUUCAAAGACUAUGACCCAGAUGGUAAAGGGAUUAUCUCCAAAAAAGAAUUCCAGAAGGCCAUGGAAGGGCAGAAGCAGUACACACAGUCAGAGGUUGACUUUCUCCUCUCGUGUGCAGAGGCUGAUGAGAAUGACAUGUUUAAUUACAUUGAUUUUGUAGACCGGUUCCAUGAGCCUGCCAAGGACAUAGGGUUUAAUGUGGCAGUGUUACUGACGAAUCUGUCUGAACACAUGCCAAAUGAUUCCCGCCUGAAGUGUCUAUUGGACCCUGCAGAAAGUGUGCUGAAUUACUUUGAACCAUACCUCGGACGAAUUGAGAUCAUGGGCGGUGCCAAGAAAAUCGAGCGUGUUUAUUUUGAGAUCAGCGAAUCCAGUCGAACUCAGUGGGAGAAGCCCCAAGUGAAGGAAUCGAAACGACAGUUCAUUUUUGAUGUUGUCAAUGAAGGUGGAGAGCAAGAAAAGAUGGAACUCUUUGUGAACUUUUGUGAGGACACGAUCUUCGAAAUGCAGUUAGCAUCACAGAUCUCUGAAUCCGAUUCAGCUGACAGGCCGGAGGAGGAGCAGGAGGAGGAUGAAGACACUUCCUAUGAGCUAGAAACUGAGGGGGACGAGCCGGAAGACAAGUCUUUUGAGUCUGCCUCCGCCUUUGCCAUGGCCUGUGCCGCAGCAAAGAGGAAAGUUGCCAACUUUCUGAGGAGGGCAACCCUGAAGAACCUCAGGAAGCAGUACAGGAACGUGAAGAAAAUGGCAGCAAAGGAGCUGGUGAAGGUGUUCUUCUCUUUCUUCUGGACACUGUUCCUGGGCCUGUUCCAGUUGCUCUUCACCAUAUUGGGAGGAGUCGUUCAGAUCCUCUGGAGCACAGUGUUCGGAGGGGGCCUUGUGGAAGGGGCAAAGAACAUCAGAGUGACCAAGAUCCUGGGUGACAUGCCUGACCCAACCCAAUUUGGGAUCCACGAAGAUGCCAUGGAUGCUGAGAGGACAGAAGGAACAGAGCCGGGGAUCACUGUGGAGCUGGGUUACUUCACAAAGGGGGAAAAGGGAGAAACAGACAUCAUGUCAGACCUCUUUGGACUCCACUCAAAGGAAGGUGUCUUAAAGCAUGGGCCUGAAGUGGGUUUGGGUGACCUGUCUGAUAUUGUUGGCAAGGAUGAGCCCUCUACAUUAGAGAGCACUGUACAGAAGAAGAGGAAAGCCCAGGCAGCAGAGAUGGAGGCAGCACAUGGAGCAGAAGGAAAAACGGAAUCUGAGAAGGCAGACAUGGAAGACAGAGAAAAGGAGGACGAUGUCAAAGAAGAGGGGCAAGUGGAGCCCCUGUGGGCAGCAGGGACAAAGAAGAAGAAGCGGCGGCAUGGUCAGAAGGUGGAGAAGCCUGAAGCCUUCAUGGCCAAUUUCUUUAAAGGGAUGGAAGUCUAUCAGACCAAGUUGCUGCACUACCUGGCCAGGAAUUUCUACAACCUGCGGUUCCUUGCUCUGUUUGUAGCCUUUGCUAUCAACUUCAUCCUGCUCUUUAUAAGAAGGAAAAUGGAAAUCUGUAGCCAGGUCACUGAAGAGCCUUUAGAAGAAGAGACAGAGGAUGUUGCAAACCUGUGGAACUCCUUUAAUGACGAGGACGAGGACGAAGCGAUGGUGUUCUUUGUCCUUCAGGAGAGCACUGGGUAUAUGGCACCCACGCUGCGCGCCCUGGCUGUGGUCCACACCGUCAUCUCUCUGGUCUGCGUGGUGGGCUAUUACUGCCUGAAGAGCUCAGCGGCGGCCUUUGUUCGAGCACCCGGAGCGGGUCAGGGGCCUCCUGCGAGCUGCGGGGUGCUGUGCGCCGCUGCUCCCCGCGCUGAGCCUCGGCGAGAGGCUGGCUCCGCGCCGCGGAGGCUGAGCCAGGAGCGGGAGGAGGGGGACAAGGAGGAGAAGCGCAGCGGCUUCGGCGCUCAGGCGCCGCCGGGGACGGGCGUGGAGGCCGAGCGCGAGCGCGCCGCCUCGGAGCCAUGGCCGAAGGCGGCGAAGGAGGCGAGGAUGAAAUCCAGUUCCUGCGGACCGCGCCCCCCGCACGGGGAUCCGACCGCGUGUACCGUGCUGGGACUCACCGCGCGGGAGCGAAGCCACCAGCUCAGCCCUCUCCCUAAGUCUAAGCUGGCCUCUGCCGCGGAGCCCAACUUGGCUGACUGCGCCGGGCCAGAGCCGCGGCUUCGGCUCCAGCUCCCGCUAGCCCCGCAGGCUGGGGAAACCCCGGCUUGGCUCCGCGUCACUCGGGUCCGCUUCCUGGCACCCGAAGGCGAUGCUCCGCCCCAGAUUUUGGGAGGGGGGAGUCGAUUGCAGCUAG
This is a messenger RNA of Castor canadensis (American beaver), 14068 nucleotides long. NCBI's taxonomy places the organism in Eukaryota, Metazoa, Chordata, Mammalia, Rodentia, Castoridae. The record is from RefSeq and is a predicted model, not a curated record.